AUGUCCGCAGUGCACCAAGAAAACGAGCCUGCUGCGCUCUGUCUACACGCCGAACUUCUUCCUAACAUCCGCCACAUUACUCUCUACGUAUCACUUCCGGAGGCGAUGCGAUCGCAAAAUGUUCGACCAGAAAUCUGUCUAUCCGAUUCGCGUCGUGCCAUAACAGUAUCUCUCCCAUCGCCACACGAAGAUGCCACAGACACGAUCAAAUUACCAGCUCGUGUUAAUGAAGCGUCUCGGCUGGCCUUGAGCGUGGCUGGACAGCGAGCUAAGGAUCCGCGGGACCGCGGGCUUGGUCAGCAGGAAUACUCGUUUAGAAUGCAGAUCGAUGACGAAGAUAAUUCGUUGCUCUCGAGAGAAGAACAUAUGGAUAGCUUUGUGCCGUGGACCGCGAUCGACAUGACCUCCUGUACUAGGCUUUGUUGUCGCCAUUGUAAGAAUAUUCUUCUCGAUUCGCAUGUGUCGCGUGGCUCCUGUGCUGAAGAGAAGGAUAUGCAGGGGUGGAUGUGGAAGGAUUUGCCUAGUGGGAAUUGGGCUGAGAUGAUGGAUUUCUGGCACUGUCACAAGCCGGAUCCUCAUGAGGGUCAUGAUCAUGGUCACGAGCAUGUUAAUGGUGCUACAGCUGAAGACCAGAAUGCUACAGUUAAGGGUUACGGUGCUGCGAAUCAGGUUGUCGCAACUGCAGGGACUGUUCUUGUGGACGUCGCGACUUUUCUGCUCACGGACUCCGACUGUAGAGGCUUGAAACAGGUAAGCAUGAAUACCUCUUCCGGGUGA
Messenger RNA from Aspergillus oryzae RIB40, 777 nucleotides. RefSeq names its product HECT-type E3 ubiquitin transferase. Gene Ontology annotation, molecular function: ubiquitin conjugating enzyme binding; ubiquitin protein ligase activity; cyclin binding. Gene Ontology annotation, cellular component: cytosol; ubiquitin ligase complex; nucleus. The coding region runs from base 1 to 777 and encodes 258 amino acids. The record is from RefSeq and is a predicted model, not a curated record. Gene Ontology annotation, biological process: protein autoubiquitination; protein monoubiquitination; protein polyubiquitination. The transcript has a single exon. NCBI's taxonomy places the organism in Eukaryota, Fungi, Ascomycota, Eurotiomycetes, Eurotiales, Aspergillaceae.